Messenger RNA from Loa loa (African eye worm), 675 nucleotides. RefSeq lists its product as hypothetical. The record is from RefSeq and is a predicted model, not a curated record. The coding region runs from base 1 to 675 and encodes 224 amino acids. The transcript is spliced from 3 exons. NCBI's taxonomy places the organism in Eukaryota, Metazoa, Nematoda, Chromadorea, Rhabditida, Onchocercidae.
AUGCAAUGGAUCGAUUUACUACAGUAUCUACCAAUAUCAUUAAUACUAAUUACUUUUAUCAUUCUUGGCCUUAAUCAUCUUUGUUUUACUUCAUUUAUAAGUCCAACAAAUUUUCAACAGCUACCAAUACUAGGAAUUUUAUGCAUAAUAUUUGAUGGUCUUGCAAAUCACAUAUAUUAUUUCGUUGAUAUCAUUUUAUCCGGUGAUUAUUUAUCAUUUGAUUCAUGGACUGCAUUUUAUUUGGGUAUCUUAAAUGGUUUACAUCUUCUUAUCACUAGUCCAUUAUUAUAUCAGCAAUAUUUCUCGCUAUCAUCAUGUCGACGUUUACGUGAAUCGCUCGUAAUUCACGUAGGACUUUUUGGUCUUCUAAUUAGCGCAAUUCUUAUGUCACCUUAUUUAUUUAAUGAUAAGAUUAAUUGGUUUUGUCCGAGAAAUUCAUUUUCAAUAUUUGAUAUGAGCCAAGAAAAUAUGCCACCAGAAAUAGAUAAUGGAUUAUUUCCAUUUCUCAUUACUGCAUUAUUAUCACUUAUCACUUCAUUUGCUAUCAUUCUAACUCAGCUUGCAUUGAUAAAUUUGAUUUGGGAAGAUUUCUUAAGAUUAUCACUAAUCCGACGAUCACUUCAACAACAAAUUGUUUCAAUACAGGUUAGUUUAUUGCAAUUUGUUGAUCUAUAA